Meriones unguiculatus (Mongolian gerbil) is the source of this 1236-nucleotide messenger RNA. RefSeq names its product microfibril associated protein 5 (gene Mfap5). The coding region runs from base 275 to 775 and encodes 166 amino acids. Gene Ontology annotation, cellular component: microfibril. Gene Ontology annotation, biological process: embryonic eye morphogenesis. The record is from RefSeq and is a predicted model, not a curated record. NCBI's taxonomy places the organism in Eukaryota, Metazoa, Chordata, Mammalia, Rodentia, Muridae. The transcript has 10 exons.
UCAUUCCAACCUCAUUGUAACACUGCUUUCUACGCCUCUGGCCUGGCGCGUUCUCUCUCUCUCUCUCUCUCUCUCUCUCUCUCUCUCUCUCUCUCCCUCCUUGCUCUCCCUCAUCUCAUUGUUUCGGAAUAGGCCAAAUCUGAAGUCUUUCCAAGGGUGUGGCUGCGUUCAUCUUAUUUCCCCAGCCCAAGUGGAACAGCGGAGAAGCGUGAGAAGGACAGACACAUUCAGCAGCCAGAGGACACGGUGGACUGAGUGGGACCCUGUGGACAAUAUGCUGUUCUUUGGGCCCAAGUCGCUGCUGUUUGUCAUGGCACUCAGCAUCCCCUCUGACUGGCUACUCCUAGGGGUCAAUGGUCAACGAGGAGAUGAUGUAACUGAAGCAUUCACAGAAGAUCCUAACCUGGUGAAUGACCCUUCUACAGAUGACACAGUUCUGGCUGAUAUCACACCUUCCACAGAUGACUUGGCCUCAGCUGGUGACAAAAAUACUACUGCAGAGUGCCGGGAUGAGAAAUUUGCUUGCACCAGACUGUACUCUGUCCAUCGGCCAGUCAAGCAGUGUGUCCACCAGGUCUGCUUCACCAGUUUACGGCGCAUGUACAUCGUCAAUAAUGAGAUCUGUUCCCGGCUUGUCUGUAAAGAACACGAAGCUAUGAAAGAUGAGCUUUGCCGGCAGAUGGCCGGCCUGCCUCCAAGGCGGCUCCGUCGCUCCAACUACUUCCGACUUCCUCCCUGUGAAAAUAUGAAUUUGCAGAGACCCAGUGGUCUGUGAUCAUCAAGGAAGAAACAAGAACGAGAGGAGUCAGAAAUUCCUUCUCCUCCAACCACCGUCACCUGUCCUACAGACAGGUGUUUUUAAACUAAGCCCUUUGCAAUGCCCCGGCUUUGACCCUACUCUCUAAUUUUCACCGGACCUGGUAACAUUUGUCUCAUUUUAUAGUACUCACAAUACAGUGUCUAUAUUGUUACACCGUUUUGCUGAUUUCUGUUAUUAUAGACAAGGUGAACAAAGGAUGACCACAUGACUUAGGUACAAACACUCUACAUUCAGGCCAAUAGAAGAAAGGGGCCCGGGGUGCCUGGCUCAGUCAGCAGAUGGUAUAAAACCGAGCAUGGUGGCCAGGAAGAUCAGAACUUUAAGUUCAUCUUUGAUUGCACAUCAAGUUGGAGAAUUGCAGAAUGCGCUAUGUGAGACCCUAAUCGUGGAAGAAAAUAUACUUUAGGUUAAUAUUC